Solea senegalensis (Senegalese sole) is the source of this 5863-nucleotide messenger RNA. It is a transcript of the gene mmp16b, whose product is annotated as matrix metallopeptidase 16b (membrane-inserted). The record is from RefSeq and is a predicted model, not a curated record. Lineage: Eukaryota; Metazoa; Chordata; Actinopteri; Pleuronectiformes; Soleidae. Gene Ontology annotation, cellular component: extracellular matrix. Gene Ontology annotation, molecular function: zinc ion binding; metalloendopeptidase activity. The transcript has 10 exons. The coding region runs from base 1102 to 2667 and encodes 521 amino acids. Gene Ontology annotation, biological process: collagen catabolic process; skeletal system development; proteolysis.
CACUGGAUGAGAAAACCAAGGAUGAUAUCACGCUGAGGAAUUUUCAUUUCUGCUAAAGAUAAUGGACCAUUCCAUGCUGGUCGCCUCAUCUGCUUUCCCAAUGUCUGCAGUAACUUGUGGGUCAAACCACUCCUCAAAAGGGAAGAAGAAUGUGGUUUUUAAUAACUGCCAUGUUACAAAUGACGUAUUUCUGUUCUUAGAACCUCUGAUAAAUGUCACCAUGUCACCAUAAUUCAUCCAAAAAUGUGUUGUUUUAAUUUGUUGAUGACCUUUUUCAUGUAUUUCAUAUUCACUUUGUACAUUUGUUUAUUGAGAACACUGCGUUUCAUGCAGGCGUGAUACGUAGAUUGUUCAAAGCUAUUCUUUUAUCUUAUUUGUUAUUAUUAGACAGUUCUAUUAUAGCGGAUAGUGGAGAAAAAAAGGAAGAAAAUUGGCUAAAUAUAUGGACAAAGAAAUUUACAUCAGCCAUCUGCUGCCCUGAUUUCUAAAACGUAGGUAUCGGCAAAAAGAAAAAUCAGUCGACCUCUACUUCUCUUUGCUGUUCUCUGCAUGUUCUGCCUCUGAAACCCUCCCCUGAAAAGCAUCACAUGCACAGGGGAAUUAAAUAAGACAACAGGACAAUAACUAAGUCUUUUAUUAUUGUUUUGAUUGAGCGAUGCCCAGUGGCAGAAGUCUGUCAUACAGUGUGCUUUAUGAACAGUUGCUUAUGACUCAUCAUCAAGUGCAAUACAUGCAUAGCAAUAUUUGAAGUAGCAGCAGUGGGUUUACAUAAAAUCAAUUACUGUAGAUCAUGUAAUACACGAAUUUAAUUUAAAUUGAACACGUAUUACCAACGCAACACAAUUAACUGUCAUUACAGAUUUAGGUGAAGUUAACUCGUCUUUUAUUCAGGGCCGUAGUCGCUCUCGUAGCAGAACAGGAUCCAUAUCAAAUACAAUAGAUUGUGUGUUUAAUGGAAAACCCCAGUCAUCUAAAAAUAAGACUAUUUAAAGCUGUAAUGGCAAUACCAUAAUACUGGCCCGUGCCUACUUCAGUGCCUAAUAUUGUGGUGUAACUUAACUUAAAAUCAUCUACUUCCCUCUCUCCUCUCCUCCAAGUUGGAUGCAAAAGCCUCGCUGUGGAGUUCCGGACAAAUUUAAAAGUGCUUCGAGGUCACGUAGCCGGCGAUACGCGCUGACAGGACAGAGGUGGCAGCGGACGCACAUCACCUACAGCAUCAAAAAUGUCACGCCAAAGGUGGGUGCCCGCGAGACCCAUGAUGCCAUACGGCGCGCGUUUGACGUCUGGCAGGGUGUGACUCCGUUACGCUUCGAGGCCGUUCCGUACAGCGCCCUGGAGACUGGCAGGCGCGACGUGGACAUCACCAUCAUCUUCGCUUCUGGUUUCCACGGUGACAGCUCACCCUUCGACGGGGAGGGAGGCUUCCUGGCGCAUGCCUACUUCCCCGGGCCGGGCAUCGGAGGGGACACACACUUUGACUCAGACGAGCCGUGGACCCUGGGGAACCCCAACCAUGAUGGUAACGACCUGUUCUUGGUAGCGGUUCACGAGCUGGGCCAUGCCCUCGGACUUGAGCACUCUAACGACCCCACUGCUAUCAUGGCUCCUUUCUACCAGUACAUGGACACAGAGAACUUCAAACUACCUCAUGAUGACCUGCAGGGCAUCCAGAACAUCUAUGGUCCACCAGACAGAGCUCCGCAGCCAACCAGGCCCCCACCCACAGUCCCUCCACCUCGCUUCCACCCUCCCUCGGACCCGCGGAAGCACGAUCGCCAUGCCAGACCUCACCGUCCACCGCAGGGGGCCAAGCCCUCCAACCCCAACUCCAAACCCAACAUCUGUGACGGGGGCUUCAACACGCUGGCCAUCCUGAGACAGGAGCUUUUUGUGUUCAAGGACCAAUGGUUCUGGAGGGUACGUGAUAACUCAGUAGUCCCUGGCUACCCCAUGCAGAUCAACUACUUCUGGAAAGGCUUGCCUCCCAAAAUCGAUGCAGUCUAUGAAAACAGUGAAGGGAAAUUUGUCUUUUUUAAAGGAAACCGUUUCUGGGUCUUCAAGGACACAACUCUCCAGCCUUCAUACCCUCAGGACAUCUCGCUGUUUGGGAGCGGCAUGCCCACUCAGAGCAUCGAGACAGCUCUCUGGUGGGAGGAUGUCGCGAAAACCUACUUCUUUAAAGGAGACAGAUACUGGAGGUACAAUGAGGACAUGAGGACCAUGGACCCUGGUUAUCCCAAACCCAUCACCAUCUGGAAGGGCAUCCCAGAGUCUCCGCAGGGUGCUUUCGUGGAUAAGGCUAAUGGUUUUACCUACUUUUACAAAGGAAAGGAGUACUGGAAGUUCAACAACCAGCUGCUGAGAGUGGAGCCCGGCUACCCGAGGUCCAUCCUGAGGGACUUCAUGGGUUGCGAUGGCCUCCCUGCCGACCCUGACUGGGACUGGAACCCCCCGGUGGCAGAGGAGCGCCACUAUGACAAUGGUGAUGUGGACGUUGUCAUCAAACUGGACAGCACGGGGGGCACCGAGAAAGCAGUGGCCAUAGCUAUCCCCUGUGUCCUGGCGCUGUGCAUGAUGGUCCUCCUCUACACUGUUUUCCAGUUCAGGAGGAAGAGCACAAAGCGGCACAUACUGUACUGCAAGCGCUCCAUGCAGGAGUGGGUCUGAGGGAUUGUUAUAUAGAGAUGGGAUGUGAAGCUCUGAUAAAGGUCUAGUUAUUGCUUGAAGCCCUAAGUACUGUUCUUGGAAGCACUGGUAAGGGUGCGGCACGUGAGGAUUGCCAUGUUGGCAAAUUUGAAAAUGGCUUGUGCUAAUAAUGUGCAAGGUGCAAGGAAGCGUACCAAUCAGCAGAACUCCUCUGAAGACAGUGAGGGAGCCACAUCUCCCGUGUCCAGCCAAUAUGUAUGUAUCUGCUUUUUGUUUUGUUUGUUUUUUUCCUCCUGUACAUUGAAAUGAACUCCAUUAAGUGAGACCUUUGUCUAUCCUCGUCUCUGCACGUCGCUUAAAAAAAGCCCCUCGCACUAACUUCAGUGGACAAAUUAGAUUCAACAUUUCAUGAUAAUGAAUGAAGGGUCCAGUAAAAAAAAAAAAUAAAAAAAAUAAAUCAUUGUGUGGAGGACUGAUACACAAACCAAAUAUGACCUUUUCUUCCAAAGAGGAUUACUGCUCAAUUUUAAUUUUUUUUUUAAUUUUGUUUUGAUGGCAUCUUUUUUCCUUCACGGAACAAAUGUUGUGGCAUCAUCCUUUAGAUUUUUCUUUUGCCAUUUCUAUUCAUAUCCACCCCGUCUGCUCUAUAAUCUGUGGGGAUAGGAAGCAGCCGGUAGUGAGAACUAGGAACUCGUGACUGUUGUGGCGGUCUGUCUCCAAAACAGGGGCCAAAAACCUCUCUGCAAUAUUUAUGAGACUGCCUUAAUCACAGAUUGCUUAAACUCCCUUCUCUUUCUCUCUCUGUUGCUCUGGUAACUGGGGACUAAGUGACAUGAUAGGAAUACUGAAAGUGUAUAAGGGCAUUGAUUAGCUCCCAUAAUGCAAUGUCAAAACCAGUAAGGAAAGUUUGAUCCAAAAUGGGUUCAGUGCUUUUAAAAAAAUGUGCUACAUGAUGGAUUUUAUUCCCAGCCUCACUCAAGGGUAAAUGAGAGAGACUGCGAAGGUGAGUUUUAUAUGUGUGUGUGUGUGUGUGUGUGUAAAAAGAGAGAUUCAUUUCCCCCACUGUAUGUACUGUAGUGUUCGUUAUUGAAUGGUUAACAUCCUGCUUCCCUACUUUCUUUUCCUGCCCAGUUUGGACACUUACUCUCCAGUCAAUUAUCACUCUGUAGAUUUUCAGCUUCACAAAUCCUUUUCUUUCUCCCCAGCCCUCAACGUUUGUACAAGGUUUCUUAGUUUGCAUCACAUUUUACGUGGCACAGAACACAGAGAAAGAGAGGAGAGAUGGAAAAAAAAUCCUUGUAGUUAACAGCCACGCCAGUCUUUUUGCUCAGUUUCUCCAUCUUGCAAAUAGUUUUUGAGGAAUUUAAUGAGCCGAAAUAAAGACAUUCUCGAUCUGGACGGUGACUGAUUUAUGCACUGUCAUUGUUAUUAACCACUGUACUAAAACUAAACACUUGUUCUCCAUGAUUAAAUUACUAAUACAUGUUUAUAGGACUACUCUAACAUUAUUAGUAUUUACGUUCAUAUUGGGAAUCAGAAUUAGCAAAACACUAUUAAAUUAAUUAUUACAUUAUUUUUUUUGACAUAUCUUAGCUUUGUCAUGCUAUGUGAUUACUAUAUUACAGUAUGAAAUGAAACAGUUUAAUGAGGGAAGCAUGAAGGACAACGCGACAGAUGUGACGUGAGAUGGAGCUAAACUGAGCAGAUGCUUUUUUUUCCCUUCUCCUUGUAUUAUAUUAUAAAUGCAACGCACAGCCUGGAUCUUAAUGAACUAUACUGUAUUGUCUCGCUGUUGCCUUUGGUCGCCUGCCACACAUGAGAGGUUUUCAGACGACCUGUCUGAGCAUUCCUGACUGGAUUUGUUUCAUAUGUGUGCUUCAUGUUUGUGUUCACCUGCUACUUGAAAUGGUCAGCGUCUCACACAAUCUUCCGUUGAUAUUAAGGCACUGCUAUUUUAUAACACAUCAGCUAAGACAGUUAAAAAAUAUACUUUAAAAUAUGAUUAAAUGUCGCUUUUUCAUCAUUUCAUCAUUAUCUGUCAGGUGUCAGACACCUAACAAAGUGACAAAAAAUAAAUAACAACAAUAAUAAUAAUAAGGACAAUGCAUGUCAUUGUUAAAAUGUGUCAUUCUAUCAAAGCUGUUGACCAUGGAUCAUUCGAACACUAUAGAGCUCCGUGCGUCACAUGACUCAGUUUGUGUACACCACCAUGUUGGCAGGAAAAGCCAGGAAAAGUUGCGUAUUUAAAGUCAACACUACGUAUUUAAAGUCCAGUACUUUUCAGAGUUUCAAACUGUCGCCUUUUCUAAACCCUUGUAAAAAUGGGUAGCUUCCAGUUUGUUCUACGUAUUUGAAUUCUUCAAAUGAAGACAGAAUCUGCGCACACUGGAGAGAGAGAGAGAGGAGCGUUUUUGAAAUGAUGAUCCAUGGUCGCUGCAAUUCAAGGUGGCGACAAAAACCUUUUUGGCUCAGUGUUGUGUGUGAUGUCAUAUCAGUUUGUGCGUCCGUGGUGAGCGUCUCACGCGCGUGUAGGGUUUUAAACAAUACGGUCAGGGAGGUGACUCCAUACUGUAUUAAUUGCUGUAUUUAUUCCUCCGAGCUCUACACCUCCAGUCUUGCAUCGCAUUAUCUUUAGAGCAAGAAGCUGUCCAUAAAGUGGGUUUAAAAUACAAUGUUUUGUUUCUCACGGCCACCAAGUAAUCCUCCUCCUUCUGUUACUGCCUCAACUACAAGCGGUUCAUCUGAUGUGAAUGUUUUUUCUAUCAUGGCACGGUGAAUCACAAACCUUCACAGGUUCAUACACAUCAACGUUGGACUUUUUGAUACACAUUUUAGAGGUGGACUUUGUGUGUAAGUCUUGACGCCCUGACCCGUCCCUGUUUUAUCUCCGGACUCUUCAGUGCUUUUCUUUCUGAGUUUGCCUUGAUACAUGCUACUAAGCAUUAGGGCUAAUUCGGAGUGUCGCUAAAGGAAGUAGAUGACGUCUGAUCAGACAGCGGUCAAUACACCUUUGAGAGGCACGAGUGCAGAAGAAAGAGGAGCAUUUUGUGAAUUGAGAUGUGCAUUGAGGUACAUGCAGUAUACACUCCAAGACAUAUAGCGUAUGAGAAGUAAUCAUAAUAUGUACAUAAAACAUGUAUAUGGGGAAAUUGUGUUUUUAAUCCAUCUGUUCAUAAGGAGAGUGCUUUGUGUUGUAAAUAAAACAAGUGCAUAAUGA